AUGGCAUCUCUCCCCAAGCCUGCGACCUUGGUUACGUGGGCUCUCUACUUCAUUCCAGUAUACCUCUUCAUCCUCGACCCGCUCCUCCGCAGCGUCUUCCCUGCCAACCCCGAGUCUGAAAUAAACAUCUUCGACGUCCCAGCCUCAGAUCCCUCCACUCCUCUCCCCUCCCACCUCACAGAUGACAGCUUCAUCAGCCCCGAAGAUGGCGUGCCCUACACCUGCCCUGACACGCCCGCAAACUACAAAGUGCACCUCCUCUCCCGCACCCCUCUCAUCCUGUACCUAGAGAACUUCAUCAGCGACUCGGAAGCGGACCACCUCGUCGACAUAAGCCUGAACAAGUACACGCCGUCCAUCGUCUGGGACGGCGUUUCCGAGCGCGUGGACCCAGACCGCCGCCUCUCCGACCGCGCCCUCCUGGAUCGCGACGAUACGGUGCGCUGCCUGGAGGACCGCGCGCGGGCAUUCCAGGGCUGGCGUCCGCACCUGUAUAUCGAGCGGAUGUGGGCGCAGCGGUACAACACCUCCGGCCACUACCGGCAUCACUAUGACUGGACGGGAUCAUUGUCACGAGGCGGGGACCGACUGAGCACGUUCAUGGAUGCCGCCGGGGAAGCAGUGGUGUCGGUUCCUGGAGUGCGAGGAGGAAGGAGGAGAGGGGGAGGCGCGAAAAAGGAGGGAAUUACGUUUAAGCCGAUUAAGGGGAACGCGAUUUUCUGGGAGAACCUUCGCCCCGAUGGCACGGGGUACCCAGAGACUUGGCAUGCGGCGUUUCCGGUGACGAAGGGGACGAAGGUGGGACUGAAUAUUUGGAGUUGGUAUCAGCCGCCGGGGAUUGGGAGGGGCUAA
Messenger RNA from Penicillium chermesinum, 852 nucleotides. Its product is annotated as oxidoreductase, 2OG-Fe(II) oxygenase family. Lineage: Eukaryota; Fungi; Ascomycota; Eurotiomycetes; Eurotiales; Aspergillaceae. Gene Ontology annotation, cellular component: endoplasmic reticulum. The transcript has 2 exons. The record is from RefSeq and is a predicted model, not a curated record. Gene Ontology annotation, biological process: peptidyl-proline hydroxylation to 4-hydroxy-L-proline. The coding region runs from base 1 to 852 and encodes 283 amino acids. Gene Ontology annotation, molecular function: procollagen-proline 4-dioxygenase activity; iron ion binding; L-ascorbic acid binding.